Molecule: messenger RNA, 1428 nt
Organism: Arachis ipaensis
Lineage: Eukaryota; Viridiplantae; Streptophyta; Magnoliopsida; Fabales; Fabaceae
Source: RefSeq, a predicted model, not a curated record
AUGGCUGAGGACACUGGCAAAUCAAGCAGACUUGGCCAUCCAAGUACCAUUCUGAGGCUGUGCAAUAGAGCAGGAGUACUCUUUGAGGAUGCAGAUAUAGAUUGGGUAAAGGGAGGCAGAGAAAUUACCAAGAAAAAAAUGGAUGGUAUCCCUGAAACUCAGGAGGAGAGAAGAGCUCAAGGAAGAAGGAGGAGACCACAAAUAGAGGAAGAACAAGCUUCUGGUGCAAUGGACUUAAGCCAAAUACAAAGAUCCAUUAAAGAAAUGUCUCAACAAUACAUGAGAGCACAGGAGCAACAACAGGAGCAAUAUUUGAAGCAACAAGAGCAGUACUUGAAAGCCCAAGAGCAACAAGAGCAUUGGCAGCAGCAAAUGAUGGAGAAGCAAGAAAACUUCCAGCUCAAGAUGUUGGAUCAACAGAGAGAGUUUCAAGCAAUAACUUUUGAUUGGCAAAGGGAACAAUCAGCACACUCUCAAGAAUCAUUUAACAGAUUGUCCCUACAACAAGCCAAGCAAGGAGAGUACAUCCAAAAUCUUUACCAAUGGAAGAAUAUAUAUCAUACAAUUGGAGAGCAUAGGAACUUGGACAGGAUGGAGUAUGAUAUAGAAACUCAAGCAAAGUUGGACUAUGUGGUCAGUGGCAUGCCAAUAUUAAACCAAGAGAUUAAGCCAUAUGUUCAAUGCCAAGAAUUGGUAGACAAUCAGAGAGCAAAAGCCAAGAAAAAUACAGCACACAUGCAACAAGGAUUGAAGGAUGCUGGGCUCUGGGGUCAGAUGAAUUUGAUUACUCAACAAUUGAGCAGAAUGCAGGUUUCAGCUGUCAACACUCAGAAUGCACCUCAAGAGGCCCCUUUUGACAUGACUGGUAGCUAUAUGAAAGAUGAGAAUUAUGAUUAUGCUCAAUCUUCUUCUGAACAUAAUAAUCAUAAUAACCGUCAGUUUCAGUCUCAUCAACAACAACCAUCUCAGCAGACAAAUUCUCAGCCCCAGAAGAACACUGGUUUGGAAGCAGUACUGAAUAAUUUUAUGCAGGAAACUAGAGCUUCCCUCAGAAAGUUGGAGGUGCAAGUAGGCCAGUUGAGCAAGCAAAUACCUGAGAGGCCUCCAAGUACAUUUCCUGGUGAUACAGUAGUGAACCCAAGAGAAGACUACAAGGCCAUUCAAUUGAGAAGUGCUAAAGUACCUGGUUCUGAGACUAAGGUCAAUAAGGAGCUAGUUGAAAAAGAAGCUCCAGAGGAGAAGAAAGAAGAGGUGGAGCACGACCCUCCUAGGCAUGCAGACAAUCCAUUCCCAGUGGUCUUUAAUGUAUUUGAAGCCAUCAAAUACCCUAAUGAUUCUGAAGGAUGUAUGAGAGUUGAUGUUGUUGAGCCACUUAUUCAAGAGGUACUAGAAGCCGAGGUACUUGAUGAUAUUCUGGAUCUUCUCUGA